Caenorhabditis remanei is the source of this 1545-nucleotide messenger RNA. RefSeq lists its product as uncharacterized. Lineage: Eukaryota; Metazoa; Nematoda; Chromadorea; Rhabditida; Rhabditidae. The transcript has 9 exons. The coding region runs from base 1 to 1545 and encodes 514 amino acids. The record is from RefSeq and is a predicted model, not a curated record.
AUGUUCAUCCGAGUGGCUCUUCUGCUGCUCCUCGCCUGUGCCGUCUUCAUCGAGUCUUCGAAGAUUCAGGAUAUUCUGAAGAAAGUUGGAAAGCGAUUGCCGAAAAAGGAUAACUCUGAAUUGUAUAAUAAUCUGUCAGAAGAAGAGCAGCACAAGAGGAAGUUGGAGACUGCGGAAGGACUGGUGCACUUGUUCACACGAGUCUCCUCCAGUUAUCAUGGAGACUUCAACAAAGCUUUCAUUAUUAUUGAAUCACUUCUAGAGCCUGAUAUGACUGCGGAAAUCUGUGGAGAUGGCAAAAUACUGAAUGCAUAUCAAUUCUUGAAACACUUGCGUCAAAGCUCAACUUUAUAUUAUGGAAGAUUUAUUCAAUCCGAUUAUUUCGAUAUUUUCAAAACGGAUCGGGACACCCUUCAUAUGAUUACAAACUUCACUCAGACGGAUAAAAAUGGGCUGAAAGUAGUUUUUGAAUAUGAUAUCAAGAUGAAAACAACGUACACAACGAAUUAUAUGUUUUCAAUCACUCAUAUCAUUCAAGGUGGCUCUUGUGCCGAUAGAGGACUCGCCAGCUUCACGAAUACAGAACUUGAAGGUGUGGCUUGGUUGAUAGAUGAUAUUGAGGGACUGAAAGAGAAGCCAACAGUCAAAUUGUUCUUUAAACUGUUCACUCCAGCAGUCUAUCAGUAUAUUGAAGAAAAUCCGAAUAAGCUUCCUAGAUAUUGGCUGUCCGGGCUCAAUUCUAGUCUUACUUCGAUCACUGUCUGUCAUGAGAAGAUGAAGGAUACAUUUGCAUACACAGAGGAUCAAUUCCGUUCCUGGUAUGUCCACUUUGGGUUGAUGUGGCAUCCGAAAGAGGGAGCUGACGACACUUACACUCUGCAAGUACUGGAAUUGAAACCAGACUCAAUCAUUGCAAGAGUCACCAUGAAACUUCAAAUGGGAAGAAAAGAAGAUGCACCUGUUCAUGAUUGGAAUUUCAAGUUCUCCGGAAAAAAGAAGGACGGAGUUUGGUAUUUCGAGAAAAUCGACGUGAUGUGUGAUCCAACGAUAGAAUACAAAGAUGAAUCUCUGAAACUGAUUCGGGAAGUUGUGGCUGGAAAGUUUGUGGAUGAACUCAAGUACAAAAACGAUACUCAAUGGUACUCUACUGUCGAUUUCAUCAAACAAUUCACAAAACACGGACACUUGGUCAUGGAAGACUGCGUGAAUGAUAUUGUAGGAUUAAUCACUCAAAUCGAUUUGUUCAAGAAGGAUCGAGAUGAUGUUCACGGCAUCAAGUUCACUAAGUACCAAAUCGACGAGGAAACUGCCAUUGAUCUUCCAGCUGCCGAUACCGCCACAUUCCGUUUCAAAACUGUUUCACAAGCAGCUGAUUCGACUGAAGAAGAGAAAGUAGAAAUUGAACGUGAAUGGUCGUUUGAUAUCAAAUGGGAUCAAAUGGAUCAAUUCUAUUACAUUGAGAGAAUGGGAAUCGGAUGUGGAAAGCCAUGGACUGUGAAAGGAGUCUUCAAGAGUAUUGUUGACGCAAUCGGAAAAAAGAAAUAA